GCCGCCAUCGGCACCGGCGGCAUCACCGCCACCAUCGGCACCGCCGCCACCAUCGGCUCCACCGCCACCAUCGGCAUGGCCUUGCGGGCGCUGUGGCUCCUCAGGCACGACCCCGCGGCCGGCGGCGCCGUGCUCUUCUCCAGGCGCUACCCAACAGUUGAGCUGCGCGCCGAGACCUUCAACGGCUCCACGUACGUCCCUGUCCCCUCGGACAGCGCCUUCCUCAAGGCCCUGCUCUUCGAGCUGAGGCUGGUGGACGAGCACGUUUUCGUGGAGCAGCGGGACACCUGCACCCGGAUCAACCAUUCCUGCGUGCAUUCCGUGUCCACCGCCGCAGGGGAGCUCUGGCCCGUGCUGGCCUUCCACAAGAGCGGCCUCAUCUAUGCCUGUGUCCCGCUGGUGGAGGGGACCCUGGAGCCACGGCCACCCCUCCUCACCGUCAGCGGGCUCUCGCAGGGACUGGCUCUGUUGUUGGGCAUCGUGGACUACGUCUCUCCCAGCCGGAAAAACGAGGCUGAGCUGAAUGCAAAGAUCGGGCAUCUCCGAAAUCUGCUGGUCCAGGCCUGUCCCCUGGGCACCCCCCUGAACACCAACAUCCGCAGCCUGAACAGCUCCUUCGAGGACAUCCAGGAGAUGCCUGCAGAUAAGGAUCAGCCAGCCUGGAGAUCCAGCACCUACAAGGGCAAACCUCAGGUUAAUGUCUGCAUCACUGAGAAGGUCAAGUGUAUGCAGUAUGACCAGAGGGAUGUGGUGGACACGUGGCAAGUUUAUGGAGCUGUGAACUGCAAGUGUGACAUAGAGGGAUCUGCACCAAACGUCACCCUCAGCCUGACCCUCCCCACGAACGCGCCCCCGCUCCAAGACAUCGUGGUCCAUCACUGUGUGACUUCUGUGGACCCUGCCAUGCUGAUGUCCACCAGUGUCGAGCCUCUGCAUGAUUCUGUCUACAAUGGGCCUUACAAAUUCCCUUUCAUUCCUCCUUCAGAUUCCUUCAACCUCUGUUACUACACUUCCCAGGUUCCUGUUCCACCAAUUUUGGGAUGUUACCAACUCGUUGAAGAGGGAUCACAGAUAAAAAUAACAGUUAAUUUAAAGCUCCAUGAAAGCAUAAAGAACUCUUUUGAGCACUGUGAAGCUCAUAUACCUUUCUUCAACAGGGGUCCCAUUGCUCAGUUAGAGUCCAAAGUUAGUUAUGGCCAACUGGAUUUAUCCCGGGAGAAGAGCCUUCUGGUUUGGGUCAUUGGACAGAAGUUCCCCAAGUCUUUGGAAGUUUCCCUGACUGGAACUGUGUCUUUUGGCGCCGCAGGCAAAGAGCACCCGAUUGAUUAUGUGUGCACUGGGAACACUGCUUAUGUAAAACUGUAUUUUAGGAUCCCAGACUUUACACUUACUGGAUGUUACGUAGACCAGCAUUCUGUUCAGAUCUUUGUUCCAGGGAAGCCCAAAAUUACUGCAUCAGCAAAAGGGGAGUUUGUGAUUUUGCCCAGGACCCAGCCCCUCCCUGCUGGAGUUGUCCACGUGCCUGGACACCACGGUGCGAGUGGGAAGAGGAGCUCUCUCUGCUGGAAGGGUUUAGAGCGUGUUCCGGACACCAGGCCACGGUCUUUGGCUUCCACCUACCCAUGAGAAAGGUGGGAGCUCUGCUCUGCACAGCAGCACUCUGCAGGAAUGGAUUUUUUUACUCAAAUACCCUCCAGUAAAUUCUGGGAAGCAAUGGCACUACCUAAAUUCAUGGUAUCUUAGGAGAUCCUUUGCACUUAAUAGAAGGGAAUUCUUCUAAAUCCUGAUCCUUUGUUUCCUCUUGUCCAUGUCUGACUCUUUCAUGGUUUAGGGGAGUUGUGGUGCUCAGAAAUGGAGGGCUCUGGCUUUGAUAAGCUAAAAAUGCCAUUUAUUUUACAGAAGCUGUGAAUUGAAAUGAUGAACUGGGCGUAUGAACUGUUAUGCACACACCCAGUAGGGCAGAUUUGGAGGGAGGGAGGGGGAGGUGACAUUUCCAUUCUAGCCCUGAGCAGUUUUUCACAACCUCACAUCAGCCAUCACCUGUUUUGAUUUGUUAUCAAGGUUUGCUCCAUAGUUGCUGCAGUGCUCUGCUCAGGGACAGCUCUGCAGUGAGAAAAGUGGGGGAAGGAGCCCUGUCUGCCUUUUUAAGAGUGGCUGAGAUCUCUCUGCAGAUGUGAGUGUGCAGCACACCCUGUUCUUUGGAAAGCACCAGGAACAGGGAAGGCAGAAAAACACACCAGCACACAGCUUCAGCCAGCAUUGUGCAACCCCUGUGGGACACCCAGUCUGGGGGAGAAGCCAGAGGGAGAGCUUCUCCUGGCCUUUGGAAGGGCCCAUGCUCAUGGAUCCUUCAUAAAUAUUAAUAAGUUAUUAAGUAGUAAACUCAGCUUAGUAGUAAACUCACUAAAUUAGGGGACUCUGGGUAGAUAACACUGGAAGAGUUCAAGGAGUGACAAAUGACAAAAUUUUCUGUGUUUCUCUGUUCCCUCUAGUUGGCCAGAUAAUUUCACUGUUUCUUUACAUGCUCUGACCACUUGUCCUGUUUUCUGAAAGGAGAAAAGUCCUUCAAAACCUAAAUCAGGAAGAUCUAAUGUAGAGCUCACAUGAGCCUGAGGACUCCCAGGCAGAGCUGAUACCUAAGAGAGGUUCUGGUGAGCUCUAAAGGUGAUCAAGU
Pseudopodoces humilis (Tibetan ground-tit) is the source of this 2674-nucleotide messenger RNA. RefSeq names its product adaptor related protein complex 5 subunit mu 1 (gene AP5M1). Gene Ontology annotation, cellular component: cytosol; AP-type membrane coat adaptor complex; late endosome. Gene Ontology annotation, biological process: endosomal transport. The record is from RefSeq and is a predicted model, not a curated record. Lineage: Eukaryota; Metazoa; Chordata; Aves; Passeriformes; Paridae.